Amoebophrya sp. A120 is the source of this 1419-nucleotide messenger RNA. NCBI's taxonomy places the organism in Eukaryota, Dinophyceae, Syndiniales, Amoebophryaceae. The record is from the annotation of a GenBank genome assembly.
AAGGAAAGGUGCGGCUUCUAUGGCCGCGAAUGUCAUCUCGUCGGGUUUUUUGAUUUUGACGUAGCAGUACAACUAUUGAGAUCAAUAGCAAAAAGAUGCGUCGCGCCAACCUGAAUCUAUCCAGUGCAAAACUAUCGUACUCGUAUAAAUGCAAGUCUUGCAUCACAAAUCUUGUUCCCAAGGAAAAUCAGCAUUACAAAUUUUAUUUCUCACGCUGAGGAAAUUUGUAAUGCAUUUAUACGAGUACGAUACUUUUGCAGUUCAUAGAAUCUCGGCGAAGACCACGUCGGGUUUUCCUUCGAGCUCCUAUCGAUUGCAAAAAUGUCUGGGUCUGGGAGAUUGCGAUAUUUGUCAUGCUAGUCUGGUAUGACUUUAUAUCUGUAUUGCGUGGCCGCGAAGAGCUCCUCUUCCCUGUCUUGCAAAAAUGCGGUUUCUCAUGCGGAGUGCGCAACUCACUGAGAACAACAAAAAAACUUGUCAUGCUGGGCAGCGCAUUACAGUGUGCUCACUAUUCCCUUCCUUGCAUCACAAGUUUCCAGCCCCAGACAUUUUUGCAGUUGAUAGCUGCUCACGGGUUGCAUGUUGGCGAUCGCGGUCUUCUCGGGGCUGCAGGCAGUCCUUGUUCCGCGGGAGUGGUGCGUGGUAAUGGUUUUGGUCGGUGGAGUCACUUUGGUUUCCUACGUGCAAUACACCAAUAUGCGGGACCAGUGGGACGAAAGCAGAUUCGUUCCGGUCGCGGCAAGAUACAUGGAUAUGCAAUGCAAAUAGAAUCGAAGAUCUGUCGUGUCUUCUACGGUUGUGAAGAUCAUGUUAGACUAGUUCGAAGGUCGUGACAAGAUGGAUCUGGUCGUAAGUGAAAAAAUAAUACCCGAACAGGUCGUGCUGGAAGUAGGGAGUUUAUCUAUCAUGCGAUUUAUUGCGAAUCGUAUUGAAUCUGUAGUAUGUAAGUCGAAGUUGUGUGCAGUGGCUUGUCAACAUACCCUACUCGCUGCCGUAGAUUGAUAGUCGACCACCUCCAGCUGUUGUUACUAACAACGCAAGAAUAAUCAGCGUCUCGUAUGAUCACCAUUACGUGCAUCCUUCUAGAAGACCCGGACAACAUAUUUGCAUUUGAUAAUUCAUUGGUGCGAUUUAUUUUGUUGGCGUGCUUCUGGUGCGUGGUCGUGGACGUGGAUGCGCAAGCAGCAGCAAAGAUUAUUUCCUGUCAUCUUCAUUAUGCCUCGCUGGAUGAGUGAGAAUGCCAAAGUUGUCGUUUUGUUUCCACAACAAGGGCACCAAGUCCUAGUACUAGAGCGCAAAGCAGCACAUUGUCACAAGUACAAGUUGCAAAAAACACACCAGGAUCGUCACCAUUCCGCUGCAAUUAGUCGAAUUCUACCUGCUGUUGAAAGUGGCCACUCCGCCGCCCGAGGAGCAUAA